Molecule: messenger RNA, 10971 nt
Organism: Zootoca vivipara (common lizard)
Lineage: Eukaryota; Metazoa; Chordata; Lepidosauria; Squamata; Lacertidae
Source: RefSeq, a predicted model, not a curated record
ACAUAAACUACUAAACUGGACUGGAAUAAAAUUUGAAAAUCUCUUUAAUCUCAAUGCUGCUGCUAUUGGAAACCAUCUAAGGCAUGACUUACAAAAUGACUUAUAUUGUGAAACUUCAUAGACAUUUCCAACGAACAGUUAUAUUGCUGGCCACUUUUUGUAUGGUGAGCAUUGUGAUUUCAGCAUAUUAUUUGUACAAUGGCUACAAACAAGAAAAUGAACUUUCUGAGAUCUCUUCAGAGGUGGAAUGUGGAGACCUUCCAGUACUAUUGCCAUACAAGUGCACCGUGAAGAUGGUUAAGCCCAUUGAUCCCUUAAGAACUGAUCCUGUGGUACUAGUUUUUGUGGAAAGCCAGUACUCUGCACUUGGCCAAGACAUAAUAAUGAUUUUAGAAUCGAGCAGGUUCCAAUAUCAUAUUGAGAUUGCUUCUGAAGGUGAUCUUCCUGUGCUUAUAGAUAAAAACAAAGGCAAGUACAUUCUCAUAAUAUUUGAGAAUAUCUUUAAGUAUGUGAAUAUGGAUUCCUGGAAUCGAGGCCUUCUAGACAAAUACUGUGGAGAAUAUGGUGUUGGAAUGAUCGGGUUCCAUAAGAGCAGUGAGAACUCUCUACAGGCUUCUCAGUUAAAAGGUUUUCCUUUCCACAUCCAUGGUAAUGUGGGUGUUAAGGACUGUUGCAUCAACCCUUAUUCUUCUCUGCUCCAUAUGACUAAAUCAUCUAAGUUUGAUAAAGGUCCUUUGCCAGGAAAUGACUGGACACUUUUCCACAUAAAUCAUUCAGCCUACCAACCUGUUAUAUUUGCAAAAGUAAAAACGCCUGAAAACCUCCCACCUCCUGUAAUUAAAAGUUCUUUCCAUGCAACUGUUGUUCAUGACUUGGGUCUUCAUGAUGGGAUUCAACGUGUUCUUUUUGGCAACAAUUUGAACUUUUGGCUGCACAAGCUCAUAUUUAUAGAUGCUAUUUCAUUCUUGACUGGCAAGAGGCUUGCGUUGUCCUUGGAUAGAUACAUUCUUGUUGACAUCGAUGACAUCUUUGUUGGAAAGGAAGGAACAAGGAUGAAGGCCAAUGAUGUCCAGGCUCUGCUUGAUACUCAGAACCUUCUGAGAGCUCAAAUUGCAAAUUUCACUUUCAACCUGGGAUUUUCAGGGAAAUUUUACCACACAGGAACUGUAGAGGAAGACGAAGGCGAUGAUCUAUUACUGGGGUCUGUGGAUGAAUUUUGGUGGUUCCCUCAUAUGUGGAGUCACAUGCAGCCUCAUCUCUUCCACAAUGAAUCAUCCCUGGUAGAACAGAUGAUCCUCAACAAAAAAUUUGCCUUAGAACAUGGCAUUCCAACUGAUCUGGGAUAUGCUGUAGCUCCACACCAUUCUGGCGUCUAUCCUGUCCACGUCCAACUUUACGAUGCCUGGAAGAAAGUCUGGAAUAUCAAAAUUACCAGCACAGAAGAGUAUCCACAUCUGAAACCUGCACGGUACAGAAGGGGCUUCAUCCACAAAAACAUUAUGGUUCUUCCUCGACAAACUUGUGGUCUCUUUACUCACACCAUUUUCUACAAAGAGUAUCCUGGUGGCCCUAAAGAAUUGAACAAAAGUAUACAGGGUGGGGAACUGUUUUUCACUGUUGUUCUCAAUCCAAUCAGCAUCUUCAUGACUCACUUGUCUAACUAUGGGAAUGACCGCUUGGGUUUGUACACCUUUGUCAAUCUGGCUAAUUUUGUUCAGAGUUGGACUAACCUGAAGCUGCAGACACUACCUCCAAUUCAGUUGGCUCACAAGUACUUUGAACUCUUCCCUGAGCAAAAGGACCCUCUUUGGCAGAAUCCUUGUGAUGACAAGCGACACAGAGAUAUCUGGUCAAAAGAAAAAACCUGUGAUCGGUUACCAAAAUUCCUGGUUAUUGGACCCCAGAAAACUGGUACAACAGCUUUGUAUUUGUUCCUGAUUAUGCAUCCAUCCAUCAUUAGUAACUCCCCCAGCCCCAAAACCUUUGAGGAGGUACAGUUCUUUAAUAGAAAUAACUACCACAGGGGGAUUGAUUGGUAUAUGGAAUUCUUUCCUGCACCUUCCAACAUCACUACAGACUUCCUUUUUGAGAAGAGUGCCAACUAUUUCCAUUCUGAAGACGCCCCUAAACGAGCAGCUUCUUUGAUUCCCAAGGCAAAAAUCAUCACCAUUCUCAUUGAUCCAUCAGAUCGAGCAUACUCCUGGUAUCAGCACCAGCGAUCACACAAAGACCCUGCAGCUCUAAAGUUUACCUUCUAUCAAGUGAUCAGUGCUGGACAUCAUGCUUCAGCAGAGCUUAAGGCGCUUCAAAAGAAAUGUCUAGUACCUGGAUGGUAUGCUACCCAUAUAGAAAGAUGGCUAACUUACUUUCCACCUUAUCAGUUACUAAUUAUUGAUGGACAGCAGCUGAGAAAUGAUCCAGCUAUCGUGAUGGACGAAGUGCAGAAGUUUCUGGGAGUUACUCCUCAUUAUAAUUACUCAGAAGCCCUAACGUUUGACUCACACAAGGGCUUCUGGUGUCAACUCUUGGAAGAAGGAAAAACAAAAUGUCUUGGAAAGAGCAAAGGCAGAAAGUACCCUCCAAUGGAUUCUGAGUGCAGGGUUUUUCUGUCAAGCUACUACAGAGAUCACAAUGUGGAACUCUCAAAGCUUCUACACAAGUUGGGACAACCCCUUCCAUCAUGGCUGAGACAGGAGCUACAAAAAGUGAGAUAGCAUUCGGGGUAAAGCUUCUAGAGAGAGCUCUUCUUCACUCCAAGUAUAAUCAGACCUAAAGUCUCUAGUAGCUACAAGAAAGCUGUUGGGAAAUCUGUCUCUUCAAGAGAACAAAAAUGUAAGGCUUGUGCCAUAUGCUGGCAAGUGGACUGUGAAAGGGGGUGCACUUGUGUCUCUGGAAGUGCAUGGUAUUUCAUUACAAUUUCUGGUUUCAUGGAGGUUACAUAGGGAAGGUCAUAUGGGCCAGCUCCCACUUAUUUCAAUGGGGCUGGCACAAGAGAACUUCUAGUGGGUUGUGCCUAUAACUUGGUGUGCAAAGGUGGAAAUAAAAAGCAACUGGCCUAAGUUUCAAAAACAACAAUAUACAACUGUCCAAAAUCAUAAUAAAUAUUUACAAUUUUAUAUAUUGUAUUCAUAUCAGUUUAAGAAUAUUGUGUCUCAUGUCAGUUCUGUAACCCACUGUCUGCCUGCUGAAGUUUCUUAUUGUUUGAUUACAAUGCUGUGUCUUUUUUAAAAUGAGAAAAUACGUAGCACAAAAUGCCAGAUGUAUUCCCCCUUUGCAAUCUGAUUCAAAGCACUAAACUAGGUUUUUUUAAAAGUCAGUUUAUGUCAUUUAGGAAAACAACAUAUGUGGGGAAUGCAUCAUAGUAUUCAAAGAAAUGAUAUUAUGUAUUUGAGUUGAAUGGCUGAAUCUUUUCACCUCAAUUCAUUGAACUGGGAGUUGCUGGAGCAUUGGGGAACCUGUCCCUUCCUGAACAGAUGAUGGAUGGAAAAAGUGCUGCAGAUGCUCUACUUGUAGAACAGCAUCAGAAGUGCAUGUCCAACCAGGGCUUCUAGAUAUUUAAGAUUUUCCUGAAGUACAGAAGAUUCUCCCAAAUCACAGUCUUACACAUUCUAUUCACCUUUUACUGGAUCAGGGUCUUUGGCCAGUGCAGGAAAAAUACUUAGGCAUAUUUUACAAGGCUUUGAUUGUUUCACUUGGAUACCACAAACAAAAACCCUUAUGUUGUUGAAGCAAAUAAUUCCAAAAGAAUUAAAUCCAAACUUGUAAAAUAUUUUUUUAGGUUUGCAGGAAUAAAAAAUCAUGUCAGUGAAAUAAUUGUAUUUUUUUUUAAAAAAAAUUCAUAUCCUUUUUUGGUCAGUCUUUUGCCAUUAGCUAAGCCGAUUUCCCAUCCCAACUUCCCCUCCUCCUGCCUAAAAUUGGAAAAGUUUCCACUGAUUCACUAGUCCUAUAUCAGGCAGAGAAAGUGGCAAGUAGCAUACUCAUAUCUGAUUUGCUUUAUUUACGUGUUCUACAUACUUUGGAUUUCUUAGGUACUAUAUUAUGCAUUGCUUUAGUAUUUUCAAAAUGAACAGAUUCACAAGCUAUGGAAAUACAUUUGGAGGGAAUAUCUGCAGUUAAGUUAAUACAAAAAAUUAUUCAAAUUUAUUUUUUAAGCAAUGAACAUUAUGCUGCUGGCCUAAAAAAUUAUGAACACAGUUAACUUAAAAACUGAUGAUGAAAUUUCUGAAAGCAUGUAGCUCUGAUAAUUAAUAUUUUACAACACUAUGAUGACUAAAUGUGUAGCAAAGCUAGACAAUAUUAUGAACCAAGUUUACUCUAUUGAUAUUUGGCUCAGGGUACUUUGAAACUAAAUGGCUAGAUCUCUAACCAAAUAUAUCAAAAUAUUAGAUAUAAGACAGUAAUUAUGCACCAUUAUUUUCAGUUCGGUUUACUGGAUGUAGCAUCACCCAGCCAAGGUUAAGCACUGUUCAGUCCGAAUUAUUUUAAUGGAAAACUGCUCACAUGCUUAAAUGUGCUUGGAGCCCCCCCCCCCCGAUUUAGGAAGCACUACAUUGAUAAGGGAAUCUUUUAAGGCAAGCCAUUAGUCCUACUCCUUACCUUUUUGUUAAGUAAAGCAAUAAACUGAGUGCAAAUGGCCCCUUUAUUCAAUAUGGAAAUAACAAGAGCUCAGAUUGUAUCUCUGUCAUUACCACUUUAUGAACAAAUAUACAAUUUUUCUGAACAACCACAUGUAUGCAGUAUCCUUUCCAUCUGUGAAGGAUUCUCUGCAGAAGAGUGCUUGCUUUCUUCCUUAUCCUGUCAUACAAAGCUAUAAUAGGUUCCUCAAAUCUACUGGUUUUCAAACUUUUGCUUGACAUAAGUAGAAGCUUGACAUUACUCAAAGAAAGAUCCUUAGUGGCAGGCAAGUGUCCUUGAAAGAUAAUUUGAUGACCACAACCAAUCUUCUGAAGCCAAGUAUUGGUUUUAGGCUGCAAUCCUAUACCCACUUAUCUGUAAGUCUCAAUGGAGCUACUUUUGAGUAGAUAUGUAUAGGGCUGCACUGUGAAGAAUCCAAAAAUUCAGGUAGGCUUUUUAUACCUCCUACUUGUUUAAUGACUGCACAAACAAAUGCCAGAAUAUAGUCCAGCAUAAAUCUUUACAUAUUUACUUUAACAUAGUUAUUGUGAAAACUCAUGGAAGUGAUUUUGAAAGUUGGCUAUCUGAAACAGUUGUGUCAGUAAAAACAACAACAGUGUGAUUAUUUAUAGGACAUCAUUAUUAAAGGAACACACACAAAAAGGGAAACAAACAAUGAAGUAAACCAAGCAACCCAUGCAGUUACGCAUGGUUCUGCUGCAGUAUUUGCCCAGUACUACACAUGAGAAAAUGAGGAGUGGAACUAAUAUUCAAAAUAUAUUGUACAGAUUAUCCUUAUUAUUGCUGGAAAAUGUGAAGCUUCCUCAGGAAGAAUAAAAUAGAUAUUUCAGUGUUUAUAGAUGUAAUAUUCUUCUCAUUCACAUUGAAUGAAAAUUGCUGGAAAUGUUUUUCUCAAUUUUUUUAAAAUAAAAUAAAACUAGACAUUAUUCUGAUAGUGGCAUGAUUUCUGCUGUGCAACAAUAAACUCUGAUAAAAAACAGUCUCUCCACUUUCUAUUGACUUUAUUCUAAUGCAGUUUCUUUUACUGUUUGACAUCAUGUUAUAACGUACCAUAGAAACAGCUGCCUCAGAGAUUCUUUUUUUAAAGUUGCCUGCUGUUUCCAUGUGAAUAACAUUAUUCUGAAGGGAUCUUUGUUUUACUGCCUUGUCAUUUUACUAUCUUUGAUGGCAGAAUUUUUCAAGUUACACAUCCAUAGUAUAACAGUAUUGUAAAGGGAAGCAAUACAGAAGUCAAUAAAAGUUACUUAGAACAGUGAUAUACCAUACUGAAGAAAGCCCAGCAUUUUCACUAUUAAAAGUGAGAGGGAGAACAGCCUGGUGUUUUCUAAACAAUUUAGUUUUUGACAGCACAGCACAGGAAACCGCCAUAGCUCAGUAACAGAAUGCAUGUAGAAGGCUCCAUUUCCACUUAAAAGUAAUGCAGUGGUACCUUGGUGCUUGAACUUAAUACAUUCCAGGAGCCCGUUCGACUCCCAAAACUGUUCGAAAACCAAGGUGUGGCUUCUGAUUGGCUGCAGAAGCUUCCUGCACUCUAGCAGAAGCCGAGUCAGACAUUCGGCUUCCGAAAAAUGUUUGCAAACCGGAACACUUACUUCCAGGUUUGCGGCAUUAGGGAGCCAACUUGUUCGACACCUCUGGAUGGUUAAAUGAGCAAAGCCACAUGGAUGUAUCCAGUCCAGCAAUUUUUUGCACCAUCUAUUACUGAUAUUUACAUUCAGAAAGAAGCAGUCCAUAUCACAGAUGAAGAUCUACUACUACUUGAUCUCCACGGCCUGGGUCUUUCAUGAAAAAUCAUGUAGCCUAUGUACAUUUGUCCAUCUUAAUAGCCUCUGCUCUUAACUUCCUUCUUUAUAUUAUUAUUUAUGUCUCUCCUUGGCAUCAAAAAAGCCCUGCUCAAAUUGUAUUAAGUCAUAAGUAAAGACAUUCGUGGAAUUCCCAUACAAAUUUCUGAUUUCCAAUGAUUUUUGUUGAAGUAUUGGUGUUUGGGGCUCUCACCCACAAUCUGUGUGGCAGUUCAGGUUUUUAUAUUAUUUCAGUGCAAUUGAACAAAAUCCUUAAGGCAAAUAAUGGGAACUCUCCAGUGGCACCCCCACCCUAAAUUUUCCACUCUGAGGAAGGGCUGUUCCUUAGUAUGAGGCAUUAUUCUGCUAUGGCAAAUAUUGCUUAAGGAGUAGUAAGUUGUUAAAACUGUAACAACUUACUGUACUACUAUUUAACUUUAAAUAGCAUUUCCCAAUGUCGCUCCUACUCUUCUGGGCCAACGUUCCAAUCUCUGGUCCUUCCUCAGGGGAGGGGAUGGGAGAGAAGGACUGGGGUGGCAAAGCUUAAGUUCUUUUAUUUAGUGUAUGCUUGGGGUUUUUGUCAUUGUCACUUGCAGAAGUUCUCUUUCUUUUGCUUGUUAUGUUUCCUUGGUGGUGAGAGGUUGGGGUGUGGUUGAUCGUCUUUGGUUGACUGCAGUGGGAUUUGUUUGUGCGUGGGUGAGGGGUGUUGUCAGAUUAAGUUAGCCAUGUUGAAUCGUAUGCUGUCAGUGGGUUAUGAGCUCUUUCUAGUGUGAGUGGGCAUUGUUAUCUUGGAAGGUGUUCAGUAGGGCCAGUUCUGGGAUGACUUCUAGUACCUGUUUAUUUUGAUUAUUUCUGGUAUGACUGCACACACUCCUUUUCUGACUGGGUCCUCGAUUACUUGGUUUGGUGGGAUCUGCUGGUUCAGACACAGCAUAUGUCUGAGAAGGCCCCACGUGGGAUCAUGGGGAGGUGGUGCAAGGAAAAAACUGUUGUGACAUUGAUUUCUUUGCCAACUUGGAAGCUGUGGUGGGAUCCAGAAACGGCAACCUGGAGCCCCACUGACCACUUACCGUAACUGCUCUCUUCUCCAUCAGCUUGGGAGCUUUUUCUGAGACACUUGCAGGGUAUAAUAGCAUCCUUUGUCGUUUGAACAUCUUUAUCAAGACGCUAACAGAUCUGCCUGCCUUUGAUCAGUUGUGCUUCAAGGGAAUUCAAAGGAUCUUACAAUAGUCGUCUCCUUGCAGGAGCAAGGAAGCAUAGGAGAAACAGAUGCACCACAAGAGCAUCUUGGAUGGGAUGGCUUUCAAAGAGGGCUAGACAAUUGCAUGGAGGAGAGGCCUAUCAAAGGCAACUAGCCGUGAUGGCUAUGCUCAGCCUCCCCUGUUAGAGGGAGCAAUGCUUUUGAAAAGCACUUGCUGGAAGCCACAGAUACUCCAAACGUGUUUCACAAGGAACCCUUCCUUCCCUCUGCCCCUGUCCCUGAGGGUUGUCACGUCUCUCUAGGGAUUUGGCUAGAACAAAGUAUAUGUUGGGGAAAGGCUCCCUCCCUGCAAAAAAUAAUAAUGGAGGAAUCAGCAGGCGCCUGACUUCCAGCCAAGCUAGUAUCUGUCUGGCGCAUGAGGGUGGGGGACACAAGAAGGAAGCAUUCCUAUCCUGUAGGGCACUCAAUUGGCAUUUCCACCUACCUGAACUCUAAGCCUUUCCCCCUUUUGUUCUGGCCUGUCUCUCUCCCAAGGAAGAUGCAAGCUCUUGCUGGAAGCCACUGGUGGGGAGAGUGUUACUAUGAUUCCCAAAUGUUUCAGAAGCAUCUUUUUGUUCCUUUAGCUGCUUGAUAUAAUCAUAGCAUGGCAGGGUUGGAAGGGAUCCCAAGGAUUUUCUAGUCCAACCCCCGGCAAUGCAAGAAUCCUGCCCACAGCCAGCUCUGGCUGGACUCCAAACUCCAGCCUUCUGGUUACCAUUGCAAUUCUGCAUAGUGUGGAGAAAGGGGAGAAAUGUGUUGCUUACACUCUCAUAACACUGAUAUGAGAUCCGCACCAUGCAGCCCUUUCAAUAACUAAAGUCUAAAGGGCUCUCACAAGGAGGAUGGAGCAAGCUUGUUUUCUCCUGCUCCAGAGGCCCUUAGGGCCUGAAGCAGUGACUCUCCUUCCUUGGAGGUUUUUAAGCAGUGCUUGGAUGGCCAUCGGCCAUGGAUCAUCUAGUUGAGAUUCGUUCAUUGCAGGGGGUUGGACUAGAUGACCCUUGGGAUACCUUCUAACUCUAAAAUUCUAUGAUGCUAUGUUUUAAAAAGCAUCCAAUGCGCCUUUAAAGCACAUGACUUCCCCUGAAAUUAUUCGUGACAUUGUUGCUUCCCUCGCACAGACCUACAAUCCCCAGAACCCCUAACAAAACUACAAUUCCCAGGAUCAUUUGGGGGAAGACACCUGCUUUUUAGAACAGGGAUGGAGAACCUGCAGUUUGCUCACCCCCAUUUCCUAGAAACCAGGAAUGGGAAGCUCAAGUCCUUCUAACAGUAUGGUUAUAGGGAGCAGUGUGUAUAAAAUAUUGAAUGUAAUAGGGUUAUUAAAGUAAUUGUAUCAGAAUUAUUAUGGGAAUGUUAAGGUGGGAGGGGGAAAAUGAGAUUUUUGAAUUCUGGUAGUGAGUGAUGACUGGAUGAUGAUUUGAAAGGGAGUUUGAAUUCCAGUUGAGAAUCAGUUGAGAGCAGUGGGUUCUGGAGCGGGUGGUUGGGCAACUAACUACAGUGGUACCUCGGUUUAUGAACACAAUUGGUUCCGGAAGUCUGUUCAUAAACUGAAGCGUUCAUAAACUGAAGCGAACUUUCCCAUUGAAAGUAAUGAAAAGUGAAUUAAUCCGUUCCAGACGGUCCGCGGAGUAAGCGUUCAUAAACUGAAGCAAACUUUCCCAUUGAAAGUAAUGGAAAGUGGAUUAAUCCGUUCCAGACGGGUCCGCGGAGUACUUAAACUGAAGCGUUCAUAAACUGAAGCAUGGGUGUAAUUGGUUCCGGAAGUCUGUUCAUAUACUGAAGCGUUCAUAAACUGAAGCAAACUUUCCCAUUGAAAGUAAUGGAAAGUGAAUUAAUCCGUUCCAGAUGGGUCCGCGGCGUUCGUAAACCGAAAAUUCAUAAACCGAGGUGUUCAUAAACCGAGGUUCCACUGUAUUCAGUUUAGGAUCAGUAGUCUAGUCAUCGUUGUUGUAAUAAAGCAGCAUAUAAGAUAAAGAGAAUUUGAGGCCAUAAGCUCAGGUACACACAUCAUCCUACAAUCAUUUAGUGAAUCAUCCAUACAGUCUCUUUUAGUGAGGGUGCAGUACCUAGGAUCUGCACCAAACAUUGAUAUUUUUUGCUCUUUUCUAGUUUCAUAGGUUUAUGUUCUGGUUCUAAUGAUGCAAUGGGGUGGGGCUCUUUAAAUACUGGGGGCUGCUACACACUCCUUUCUUCUUUAGCACAUGCACUGUCUCUUUCUUCAGGUUCUUCAGUUACAUUUGUUGUGAGACAUUGGUGUUAUAUGCAGUAUAGGGUUGGGAAGAAGAGAGAGCAGCAUACAGUCAGCAGAAGUCGUUGGAGAGCCUUGGCACAUCCACAUUUUAGCAGUGACAAAAAUGAAAGGAAGAAGUGAUCAGUGCAGAAGUGAGGCUCACAGCUGACUGGCAGCUUAUUACAUAUGAAGUGAAGAACAGGAACAACUUGAGAUAUACAUGACAAUAUACUUCUUUUUCAAUAUACUUAGUCAAUCUGUGUCUAAAUCUUCAACACCAUUAAUACCAGAGGCUAUGGAGUAUCCCUUGGAACAUCCAAGUGGGCUAAGAAAUUCUAAUGAAUUCACUUCAAUUUAUUCUAAAAGCAAAAAAAUAAAAACUUGAACAAACUGUUUGGCUUUAAGUAGAGACAAACAAAAAUAGCUAAAACCAUCUACAUUAUAUGUGUAACUCCAGAGAUUAUAGCUUGUCUGCAGCAGCACUUAAUGUGACUACAUAUAUGGAACUAAGCUUUAAAAUUCUGGUUAAAGUGCAGUGCUUCCAGUAUCAAUUGGAAUGAAAGCAGAAACUGAAACCAUCCCUACAGCUCAUCAACUUUUCAGAAAGCCUCUACAAACAGUGAUGAUCAGUCUUGUUAUUAAAGCACUUGGGUCACAACCCAACAUUCUAGAAAGCAUAUAUGUGCAUCAAGUCUCUCUUUGCCUUCGGGGAAUACACACACUGCUCAAAAUUCUGGGGGGAAGGCAUAUAAAUUUGGAUUGAUUAGUAUACUAAUGACACCAUCAGCCUCAACAACUGAUUUGCAAAGAUGGAAUAUUUUUUGUAGUAAUAAAAGGCAUCACUAUUUUCAAUAAUUCUGCUCAGCUUGAUGAAUCAUAGAAUCAUAACUAUAGAGUUGGAAGACCACAAGCAUCAUCUAGCCCAACUCCCUGCUAAUGACCAGUACCUCCCUCUGACAAGCACAGCCAGGUGCUAAACCUUCCAAAUCUGAAGCUGCAGAGGUAGACAGAUCCUCAACAUCUCCUCAAAUGCGAGGAAAGUUGGAAGCUGUUUGGCAGUUGCACAGCCAAGGCAUCUGGAGAGU